Messenger RNA from Nilaparvata lugens (brown planthopper), 4923 nucleotides. RefSeq lists its product as uncharacterized. The transcript has 12 exons. Gene Ontology annotation, biological process: regulation of DNA-templated transcription. The coding region runs from base 534 to 3392 and encodes 952 amino acids. The record is from RefSeq and is a predicted model, not a curated record. NCBI's taxonomy places the organism in Eukaryota, Metazoa, Arthropoda, Insecta, Hemiptera, Delphacidae.
CUCACAUCAUCUUCCAUAAUUCCAUUGUUAAUGUUCAUGGAUGUCAAGUUGAGUUUUUAAUUUUUAAUCAAUGAGUUGAGACUUGAAAAGACUAUUUGUAAUCAAUGUUAUAGUGAAGUUUCUAAUUAAUUUUAGAAUAUCCCUGCAAUAUUUUUGAUAUCAUUGAACAUUCAACAUUUUGUCAUCAUGGUUUCAUAGCUUUCCAGUUCAUAGCUCAUCACAAUGAAAGUGUAUUCUACGUUUUAGAAGAUGUAAGAAAGUUUUACUUUAAUAUUAUUCACUGAAUAAUAGUAGACCCGAGUCUUCUUAUUAGCUGACUGAUGAAAUUAGAUUGGUUGCGUCAGUAUUAUCAAUGAUAUAGCAUAUUACAUACCAAUGGCGGCACGUGAUUAAUUUGAGGUUAUAGGCCUAGGCUAUCUUCAGAAUUGAACAAUUUAAAAUUGAUUGUUCAUUUACAGAUACCUGCCCGCAUGAGUUCGACUCAUAUAUUACUUUAGUGAGUUCAACAAAUUUGAAUUGAAAUUACCAAUAUAAUGGAUGAUAAUUUGGAGGAUUGUCUUUCAUCAACUGGAAGGAAGGAAAUGAAAUGGGAAAAGCUAUUGGCUGUGCUGAAAAACGAAAGUGAAGCAUUGUCGAAACAAUCUUACACAAUAGAGACACGCCUGAGAGACUGCCGGUUGAAGAUGAAAAUUCUGCGAUUAACUUCUCUUAUUGAUAUGUAUGGAUCUAACGCUCUCCCUUCAAGAUCGACGAGAAACAUUAGAAAAAGAAAAUUUCAAGAACAAAAAUUGGACAGUCCUAAUUAUGAUGGUCGGAGUAGCAGUCAUUCUUCAAAAGAAUCGAACGUUGGAGGUCUGUGGACGCCAGAUGAUUCAGAUUAUUAUUCAAAACUGGCGCCCAAAUAUGUACCACCAGUCACAUCGAAAGAUGUCGAUCAACUGCAUGCUUUCAACUUUCGUGGGGAUGAUUCGACGAAAAAGAUUUUACAAUUGAAGAUAACAGCAAGGAUUGUACCUCUAACAAUGACAAAUUUGAAGCGAAAUGUUGAUGUUGAAGCUGUUAACAAAGCUUUGAAAGGAUACACUCACAAUUGGUCACUGAAAUUCACACCUCUUGAUGAUGACACCCUAAAGUUCAUAGAUAAAAUUGUGGUCUAUUUACAUCCUACAUGUGAAGAACAAUUUGUUGUGUUGAAGCUCACCAAGAGAAAGCGUACUGCUGAUGUAAACCAAUACGGAUGGGGAAGCUUCAAAGUUCGUUUGAUGUAUCACUUCAUUCAUUCUGAAUUCAAUCGACCAGUUGAACAAUUACUCGAUCUCGACUUCAUUGUCAAUCAAAUUUCAGGAUUCGAAAGACUAGCAGAAAUAUCAGUCUGUGAUAUCGCAAACGAUACUAUGAACCGUUUGAGAUCAUUUCAUACGGAUGAAAAACAUACAAUUAUUUCGUCAGAAAGUGAAGAAGACAAAUCCCCUAACAAGAAACGGAGAUUGUUUGAAGACGAGGGAUCUAUGGAAGAAAACAACAUACCGUUCGAUGAUAUCUUUUCCCAAAACAGCAUUGACCCCGACCCUUAUUCAGGGGCAUUAUUCUCUUCAGAAAGUUUGCCAAAUCUAUCUGUUAGUUAUCCAGGCCGAUCUCCUCUUACCGACGAACUAGUCAGACAAUUAGCUGACGAACUCAGUCAUUAUAGUUCAACCUCCUGCUCUACGGCUAUGGAAAAUAAUUCACAAUCCACUCUCACACAGUCAGACUCCACUCCAAAUACAACAACAUCUGGUGAUUCUAAAAGGUCUAAGUUGAAGGACUCAAACUCUUCUCCACUUUCUUCUCAAACGUCAUCUGUUGAUAGUUUGAAUACAUCUGGAUAUGGUUCCCAAUCACCUGAUUCACUGGAACUGGAUAGUACAAGAUUAAUUUCAUCUCGACAAGGUUCACCUUUCUCCUCACAGAGUGUUAGUACAACGUCUGAAAUCAUUCCUUCUCAUGCCUCUCAGACUGUUAGCACAACAUCUGAAAUCGCAGAAAGAUCGAAAUGUUUGAAUAAACUUCAUCACACGAAGCCUGAAUGCUCGAAUUUAUGGAAUAAACCACAUCAUCUGAACCCUGAGAAAUUGACAGUUACAUCUGGCAGUGAACUCUUGAAAGCCUCUCAUAGCUCAUCUCAAUCUUCUAUCGAAUCAGAAUGCAUUGCUGAGUUGAAGAACUUACCUUCCCUGUCAGAGAAAGAAAGUGAAUUUGAACCAAAACCUCUUCCGGAGGUGUCUAAACUUUACCGCUCAAAUCAGGAAUUGGUACAUCUUCCAUCAGCAAAACCUAAAACCUCAACGCCGUGUCCAAAGCCUAUUAUCGUUCAAGCUCUCACUGUGAAUUCCAAUGGCAAAAUUCUUAUAAAACAUGACGGAAAAAACAAGCUGAUAAGAAUUAUCAAAGCUGGAAGCACAAGUUUGCUGAAGAAUCCUCAAAAUUUCUCGUUAAUUUCGAAACCUACUCCUAAUCCUAUUCCUGUUACGAGUCGAAAACAGGACGCAGAUAAAUCCACUGAUGAAAAUUUAAAAGGAAUUUUGAGUCGAAAAUUUGAGAAAGUGAGACAAACAGUUUCAGGCAUGGAAUUUGAAGAAGCCCUUAUAUAUUGCUUAAAAAACUAUCCGAUUGUAACGGAAGAAGCUACAAGUUUAAUAUAUAAACAAUUACAUCCUUAUGCGGCCAAAUCCAACGAAGAAUUUUUAUCAUGGAAAUUCGGGAAGAGAGCAGCUUCAUUGACAAAAUUAGCCAGAUUCACCCAUGGAAUAUUAUCUGAUAAUUGUAAAAGUGAACCUUGGUCAUGGGUUCAAGUACGCCAGUAUAUCAAGUAUCAUGGAUACGCUCCUGUUGCCAAAAUCAAUGGUGUUUACAUUCCUUGCUCAUAUCAGCUGAAACUUCCUGAAACAAGUUUAACAUGUAAGAAACCACAGGCAGAUCUCGCUGAACUCAGAAAUCUUCAAUGUAAAAUGGACGAAGCGUCUUGUGAAGUUGACGUUGACGAUUCCAUGCAACCAAAAUCCAAUGUUUCACAAUUCAGUGGAUUGCAUACCAAAAGCAAGGAUCAAAUCAUGAACAGUUUUACAACUCCUGAGGAUGACGAAUUACGUCAAUGGCUCAUGAGAACUAAUGACAUUUUUGAUGAAUUUGUCAUUGAUGACUUUGUACCUGAAGUGUUGAUGUCGAUUUUCAAAUCUUUCGCCGAGUUUAUGUUGAGGCGAUCACUGGCUGCAAUGAUGAACCGGAAACGAAGACAUAACAUCAUACGAGAGAAAGAUGUUCUUACUGCCGUUCUACUCUCCGACAAGUUACGAAUUUUGACCGAACAGGAUUUGGGUAAAAAAUCAAUUAAAUAUAACAUUCAGUCUUACUAGUAUUUUAGUACAAGUACCUAUAUAGUACUAAUCAUUGUAUUAAUCACAGUAUUUAAUCAAAUUCAUAUUUUAUUGAUAGAGGUGACAUUGUUUUUACCACUUAUAUCAACGCUAGAGUCCUAUAUUGAGGUCCACGUUAUAAUGGCAGUGAAGAAAGAUAGGAGAAAAAUGUUGCCAAGUCUCUCCAUUUUGCCACCGAGUGUACUCAGCUGGAACUCAAUUCAUCUCGUUAAAUUUGAUCAAUAAUAAUUAUCAUUUCCUUGAUAAAAUAAUCAAUUUGAUAUCAAAUUAAUCAAGAAUAUAUUUUUUUCAUAAAUUGAUUCAAAAAUUUGCUUUCAUAACUGAGAUCAGAUUUUUAUUUUUAUACAAACCUGAAAUGGCGGCUAAUUAAAAAAGCUGUGAUACACCAAUCUGAGUUUCAAAACACUAAAAAUCAAGUUAUUUGGUAGGUAUUCUAUUUCAAUUUAUUUUUUAAAUAAUAGAAAACCUAUUUAAAAUGAGUAAUUUCAAUGGAAAUAAUUCUGAAAUAACCUUUCAAUAUUAUUUAUACCGGUACGAGUAGGUCUAACCUAUACGUGUAUGCUAACUGAAGCAUGAAUGAAGUCUAGGAUGGUUAGUUAACUUUUAAAAUGUCAUUUCAGGUAUUUUAAUUUGUGUUUCUCAUACGGUAAUGUCUAAAAAUUAUUUCAUUGUUUCAAAAAUACAUUUUAAAUCUAUUAUACGACUUGUGUACUAAAGUAUUUUGAUAGAAUGAAGAAAAAAAUGGCGGCUGAGAAUUGUUUGUCUACUUUUGUACAGUCACUGUCAAAAGUAAAAAUAAAAUAUUCUGGCAAACGGACAACAUUGCAAAGCGAGAGAGAGAUAGCGCUAUCUGUUUUGUUGUAUGAUAGAAAAGGACAGCAACAGUAUUGUCAAUCGUACACUGCCAUUAUAACGUGGACCUCACUAUAUUUAAAAACAAUUCAUUUUCUAUCAAAGCACCAUUGAAAAUGUUUUGUUAAAGAUAAUAAUUGCUUUUCGGCUAUGCAUGACUUAGGCCAAUAUCAAAGUUCCUUUUAGUUUCUAGCAUUUUUAAAUUUUAUAAAACUGUAUACCUCUCAACCCUUAAAGUCGAUAGUGGGAUCGUUAGUUGGGUAAUGCCAUUUUAGUGCUUGUCUUAUAAUAGUGCUUUUUUGGUUCUGAAUUUAUAAUAAAAUCUCUAGGGGGAGGGGCUACCUGUAUUCAUACAUAAAGUGGGUAUUGCGUGUGAUCAGCAGAUAAGUUCUUCAGAGCUAUAAUAAUUGAAACUACUAUCGAACAACUCAUAAACUGUAAAGCAUUGAUUUUUUGACAUGAUCAAUUAGCAUAUAUUCUCUGGGUUAUCAUUUCUGCUUGAGAAAAUUGUACUUUUGAUUGUUUGUUUUCAAUGUUGACUGAUGCAAUGAUAUUUGUUGUUAUUUCAACACUUGAGAUGACAGGUGAUAGUUGACAAUCGACAAUUUAUUUAUUUAUUGUAAAAUACACAACAGAACGUUUAGCCGCCACAAGCCAG